GAGAGAUUUGGACGUAACGAGACAGGCGGGUUGGCUGUACUGAAGCGAAGUGUAGCAAAUGUGGGAGUCAGUUGGGUGUGAGAGUGCUGCUGUUCCUGACCGCCGCCGCUGCCGUGCUAUGCCCUCCCUGCAGGAUGCCAUGGAGGUGGUGAGUGUAGCCGCUAACGUGGGCGAGGUACUCGGAGGUCCCCAGCCACCCACCACGCCCACCUUCUCCCACGACCAUGCCAUCCACGCCCACACAGACCACACAGACCGUGUGCGACCUGACGAAGAUGAGGAUGAGUAUGAAGGAGACUCCAGAAUGGACACCGAUCAGGAUCUUGGGGGCGAGGACGCCACCUGCGACCCCGAGGACGUCCCUGAGGAGUCUUCAGUGCUGGAUAUGAAUAUAUUCAAGCAAGAACCCUCCAGUCACCCCCUGGAGGAGGAGUCCAACCAUGAGCCAGAGUCCGCGCCUCUUGACGACGACGUCCCCGGUGACCUAAUGGACUGUGAUGACUCAGAGAGCGCCCCGAUGUUUAUAGACGACGACUCGUCCUCGCGAGCGUUUCCCGAGACCACGAAUGACGCUCCUGUAGGGUCACCCUCUACAGCCCUGCCCAUGCCAGAGGCCGGGCGACGCAACAAACGCAAGAACUUCAAGCCGCGUAACAUUGUGUACACGUACACGGACAGCGAGGACACGGAGGGCACCAGUGACGCUGAAACACGGUCGCACCUCGCGGCCUCAGACCCUCAUUACGACACUGCCGUCCCCGAGCCACUCGACUUAUCUGAGACGCCAACCAUGCGGCGCUCACUCAUGCCUCGGCGUUUGGACGAGGCCGUGGAUCUGACGGGCGGCGCGGGCGUGUCUGUGAGCAGCGGGGGCGUCAGUAGCCCCAGCGCCCACCCGCGCCUCAACGCCUUACUAUCCCGCCCCACCUCUCCCGGACCUCAUGAGGAUGGUGGUGGCGCCGACGCCUCCGACAUGAAGGAAUACGCCGAGCUCACUAUGCGACGUCUCCUCGGCCUCUACGGCCUCAACGACCUCCCCGACAACCUGGGACUACCUCCACCUGCACUAUAUCCAGGUACGCGUGUCCACAAUAGCUGUCCCUGGCAGACCCCACAACCCAGGGGAGUCGGCCACAUAAUACCUCACCAGCAGUCACCUCUCCAGCAGUAUAUCUCAGGUGCGUCUUGUACCCAGGUUCUUGAUCUACCUUGA
Homarus americanus (American lobster) is the source of this 1213-nucleotide messenger RNA. RefSeq lists its product as uncharacterized. The transcript has 4 exons. The coding region runs from base 59 to 1213 and encodes 384 amino acids. The record is from RefSeq and is a predicted model, not a curated record. NCBI's taxonomy places the organism in Eukaryota, Metazoa, Arthropoda, Malacostraca, Decapoda, Nephropidae.